AACCCAAAAAACUGAGCAAUAUAGGCACACAAACAUUGCCUGUAUUAGUUCUACAAUAUCUUUCAUUCUAAACAUCUGCAUUUCAUAUGUCCAAUUCACUCAAUUAGUCUUCAUGAUACUAAAAAUAAAUGUCUGUCAUGAGUGCAACAAAACACUGUCUUCCAGGAGCCACUAAGGGCCAGUUUUUUUGUGAAAAAAUCAAACCUACACCCUUGGUCUCAUGUGUAUCCUUCUAUACAGUGUCAUAUUUUUGGAGGGGGGGGGGGGCACUUUCUCUUGUCACCUCGAUAUUUCUAAAAUCCUGGUACCGUCUCUGUAACCUGCACGAGCGCGUGUGUUGCCUCUGAGGUGCGCAGACCCUCUCCUGCACUAUUUAACCUUUCUGAGUGAUGGACGAUUAACUCCUCUGCUUCCUCCAGAGCGCAUUUGUCCCUCCGUGACUCCAAUCCGUACGGUCCUCCGGCGCUGCGCUGGUGACUGUGCACAGUUGCUUUUCUCACACUCACGCACGCAGUAUAUGCUUCCUCGUGCAGAGCGGUGAACAUUAUCAGCAGACAUAAGCACGGUCUCCGGACGCAGGCUGACACACGGCGGACUGACAGCUCGGACCGGGAAACACUGACACUGAGCUGUUCCACCAGGAUGCCAACAGAGACGGAAAAACAGAACAAUUUCUAUAUUUGAAUCGCUCCUCUUCUCAGGAAUAACCCUGCAGCUUUUACAUGAAGCUUAUCACGCCACAUUGUUAAAUCCUGCUCAUCACCUGUUCUCCUCCACCUCCCUCAUCCUGUCAUCACUGCUGCACACUUUCAUUUUUCUGGAAGAAGUUCGGCGGCAGCCUUAGGGCUCGAGCUGUCACAUCAAUCCCCUGCCUCCCCCCUGCCAUGACCAACGACAGCAGUGUCCUCAGUGUCUGGGAGGCCUCAGACUGGGCAGACACAUCUCAGUGCCCGCCCUCGGUAGGCGGGGCCACUUUUCUGAUUGUGGCAUACAGCGCUGUCAUAGCGAUUGGGUUGCUGGGCAAUGCAGGCCUGGUAUUCAUUAUCGCCAGGCAACAGGAGUUGCGCAACGUCACCAACAUCCUGAUCGCUAACCUGUCUUGCUCGGACAUCCUCAUGUGUGUUGUGUGUCUACCAGUUACUGUUAUCUACACGCUGAUGGACCGCUGGGUGCUGGGAGAGGCCCUCUGUAAGGUGACUCCCUUUGUUCAGUGCAUGUCAGUGACCGUGUCUAUCUUCUCCUUGGUGCUCAUCGCUCUGGAGCGUCACCAGCUGAUCCUCCAUCCCACCGGCUGGUCCCCUGCCGCCGGCCACUCCUAUCUGGCCGUAGGGCUCACAUGGCUGGUCGCCUGCUUCAUCUCCCUGCCCUUCCUCUCCUUCAACAUCCUCACCAAUGACCCCUUCCAGAACAUCAGCCUGCCUGCCAACCCGUUCAGGGACCAUUUGAUCUGUAUGGAGCUGUGGCCGUCAGACAAACAUCGCCUCGCCUACACAACCUCGUUGCUGAUCUUCCAGUACUGCCUGCCACUCCUGUUGGUGCUGCUCUGCUAUCUGAGGAUCUUCCUCCGGCUGAGACGACGCAGGGACAUGCUGGAGCGCAGCAGGUGGACCCGUGGAGCCCAGAGGAUUAACGUCAUGCUGUUAGCCAUCGUUGUCGCCUUUGCUCUGUGCUGGCUCCCGUUGAAUGUCUUCAACACUUUGUUUGACUGGCAUCACCAGGCCCUUCCUGACUGCCAGCAUGACACAGUCUUCUCUGCCUGUCACCUAACAGCCAUGGCCUCCACCUGCAUUAACCCUGUGGUGUAUGGGUUCCUCAACAGCAACUUCCAGAGGGAGCUGAAGACGACACUGCAGCGCUGCCAGUGUGGCACCCGGGCGGGAGAGAGUUACGAAAGCUUUCCACUUUCCACUGUGGGCAGCGAGGGCCUGACAAAAGCCACGUCCCUUAACAGGAUGGGAUCAGUAUGCGUUCCCUCACCCAGACCUGAGGUCAGCUCGGCAAUACUAUCUAAAACAUUACCAACUAACACCUAAUGAGUUCUACCAAACUCUCCCAACUCAUCAGUAGGCGAGUGCUGGAAACUGUCUGUUGCAGAAAGAUCACAAAUAGCUGAAAAAGUCUAAUUCUGCUUCAGCUUAACAUCAACUCCAUAACUUUCCAGCCAGCGUUCAACAGCUUCUCUCAUUUGGACUGACUGUUCAAGGACAGGAACAGAUGGAGAAGUUUGCCGACAUAGCUUUGAGUCCAGAAUGCAAUAAAGUAUUGGAAAUGGAUCCCACUGCAAGGAUGUAAAAGAGCUGGUGGAACACUUUCACUAAAUCCAAUCACUUUCAGGAGUCGUCACUAAGGCUGCCAAUUUCUUACACAAGAAAAUGUUGAGAUUCUAGCAUGGCAGCAACAUUCCAAUGACAAUCCAAAUUUCUGAACUAUUUCUCGGGCUGGAUGGUGGUGUGGUGUGUGGUCAGCACCGCGGCCUGACAGCAAGGAGGUCACAGGUUUGAGCCUCGGCUGGAGGGAGGUUCGAACAGUGGUCUUUCUCUGUGGAGUUUGCA
This is a messenger RNA of Melanotaenia boesemani (Boeseman's rainbowfish), 2552 nucleotides long. RefSeq names its product neuropeptide Y receptor Y8a (gene npy8ar). The transcript has 5 exons. Gene Ontology annotation, biological process: G protein-coupled receptor signaling pathway. Gene Ontology annotation, cellular component: plasma membrane; neuron projection. The coding region runs from base 885 to 2033 and encodes 382 amino acids. The record is from RefSeq and is a predicted model, not a curated record. NCBI's taxonomy places the organism in Eukaryota, Metazoa, Chordata, Actinopteri, Atheriniformes, Melanotaeniidae. Gene Ontology annotation, molecular function: neuropeptide binding; neuropeptide Y receptor activity.